Molecule: messenger RNA, 2849 nt
Organism: Ilex paraguariensis (yerba mate)
Lineage: Eukaryota; Viridiplantae; Streptophyta; Magnoliopsida; Aquifoliales; Aquifoliaceae
Source: the annotation of a GenBank genome assembly
GAGAGAGAGAGAGAGAGAGAGAGGUGUUUCUGCUGGGGAAGGUACAUUGUAAUGUCACAUGUCGUGAAUCAGUGCCAAGCGACCCCACCAGAGAGAGAGAGAGAGAGAGAAUCUUUUCUGGGAAUAAAAAAAAGACGGGUGAAAUCCCAGGAAAUUGCACAAAAUCAUUUUGGUUGUUUCACUCCAGCACACAUCACUUCGCUCGUGUGCGUGUGUGUGUGUGUGUGAGAGAGAGAGAGAGAGAGAGGGAGCUGUUGUGCAACACUUGGAAUCGCUAAAGAAUCAGUGUGAUUCCACAUUCAAAGGAGUAGAUUUGUGUUCGAGCUUUGCACUAGAAGAAGUUGUGGGUCGUUUGGGAACGAGUUGUUCUUUGAGGUCUACUGGUGUACAGUUAAGUCGACUUUUGGACGCUAAGGAAACGCCAUUUCUUGUUUGACGGUUUUCUUCGGUUUGGCAAUCAAGACUGCAGCUUAAAAUCUCCAUCUCCAAUUCAAUGCUGAUGCCCAAAUUGCAAGAAUGUAUGGUACUAGGGUUCUAAAAUGUCCAACUUUAGAGAGACGAAACACUGAAGAAUAGCAAAAGUUGUAGAUUUCUUUAGCAGACCCUUAUGUCAUUGAUACUUAAAUCAGGGACUACAAGUUCACUAGCUUCUCUUACUAUGUAGGCUCGUUGUGGGGGGAAAAGUUGAGAUUUGUGUUUAUGUAACUUGGUCAAUCUUGGCUCAAUCACCUAGAGAAAGUUUGUGAAGACUUCUUCGAUUCAGGAAUAUUUGGGUUAGAUUUCUGAGUAAAUAUAUUUCUAUAUGGUUAAAAAUGUCAGAAACUGUAAAGGAAACAAGAUCUUUGGCUUUGACACCAACGUGGUCUGUUGCUGUUGUGUUAACGAUCUUUGUCGUCGUUUCCUUGCUUGUGGAGCGAUCAAUUCACCGCCUAAGUUAUUGGUUGCGGAAGACUAAUCGAAAACCUUUGCUUGCUGCUGUAGAGAAAAUGAAAGAAGAGUUAAUGCUGCUUGGCUUCAUAUCCCUAUUUCUUACAGCUACCUCAAGCAUUAUAUCAAAUAUUUGCAUCCCAUCAAAGUUCUAUGGUAGUACAUUUGCCCCAUGUAGCAGGUCUGAGAUUGACGGCGAAAUGGAUAAGAGUUCUUCCAAGGAGCGUAAACUUUUUGCCACUUUUACUCGCCCUUACUCAUUUAGGAGAGUGUUGAAUGGCUUAAAUCAGAAUACCUGCAAAGAGGGUAAUGAGCCAUUCUUAUCGUACGAAGGUCUUGAGCAACUGCACCGAUUCAUCUUUGUCAUGGCAGUUACGCAUGUAUCUUACAGCUGCUUAACAAUGUUGCUGGCAAUUGUGAAGAUCCACAGCUGGAGGGUAUGGGAAGAUGAAGCUCAUAUGGACCGGCACGAUUCAUUGACUGAAAUCACAAGACAGAAGACAAUGCGAAGGCAAUCAACCUUUGUCAACUUUCAUAUGUCAAAUCCUAUGGUCAAGAAUAGACUUCUUAUUUGGGUGAUCUGUUUCUUCCGUCAAUUUGGGCGUUCGGUGGUCCGCGCUGAUUACCUUACACUACGCAAGGGCUUUAUCACUAACCACAACCUUUCAUCAAAAUAUGAUUUUCACAGCUAUAUGAUUCGUUCUAUGGAAGAAGAAUUUCAAAGGAUAGUGGGGGUGAGUGGCCCACUCUGGGGAUUUGUUGUGGCUUUUAUGCUGUUUAAUGUGAAAGGGUCUAAUCUCUAUUUCUGGAUAGCGAUAAUUCCUGUCACUCUUGUUCUAACUGUGGGCGCAAAACUGCAACAUGUUAUUGCAACCCUUGCAUUGGAGAGUGCUUGUAUAACUGGAUUCUUUCCAGGAUCAAAGUUAAAGCCCCGAGAUGAACUUUUUUGGUUUAAGAAGCCAGAGUUGUUGUUGUACUUAAUCCAUUUUAUCCUUUUCCAGAAUUCGUUUGAGCUGGCUUCAUUUUUUUGGUUCUGGUGGCAAUUUGGGUAUAAUUCAUGCUUUAUCAACAACCAUAUGCUGAUGUAUUUUCGCCUAAUUUUGGGGUUUGCUGGACAGUUCUUAUGCAGCUAUAGCACCUUGCCUUUAUACGCACUAGUUACUCAGAUGGGAACAAACUACAAAGCAGCCUUAAUUCCACAAAGAAUAAGAGAGACUAUCCAUGGAUGGGGGAAGGCAGCUAGGAGGAAGAGACGGCUUGGCAUUUAUACUGAUGAUUCAACUAUACACACAGACACGAGCACAGUGUUAUCAGUUGAGGAAGACGAUCACCAGUUGCUUGAUAGUCCUCGAGUUGCUCAUGGGGCAGGCAGAGAAAUCGAAUUACAACCAUCUACCAUCAUUACUGCUAGUCCUGCUGGAGUUGCUAAUGAAACUGCAAGUCGGGCUGGUACACCUCUUCUUCGGCCCUCUGCUUCUGUUUCUUCCACUGUUUCGUUGGGUUUUCUGCCUGAAGGUUUUACAAGAUCAUCUUCUAUGCCUGUCAGAAGAGAAUGAACAGUGAUUAUUAUGAUAGCAACAAAAUUAGAAGACAACAAAUUGAAAGUUUUCUGUCAACACUGUAGCAGGUUGUUAGUUGUGACAUGAUUAGUGUAGAAGAAAGAUAUCAUUACCCAAGCAGAUACUUGAAGCAUCAAAAUGAACCUUAUUUCUCCUAGCAAUAUCCCCAAGCACGUUAUAUAUGUAUGUGUGUGCGCGCUAUUAUAUGAUCAAGUUUAGGCAAAAUAUUAUCGCGCUUUCAAUCCAAUUGUAUGUUGCCAUGUAGGGAUUCAAAUUUCGUUGAUGUUGAAACCACAAAAUGUGUUUUUUUAUUUCCACAUUCAGUUCUUCACGGUUGCAUCAUUUUGGUUCAAACUUAUUUCA